AUGAAGGCGGAAUCCAACGGGUUUGCUCUGCCGGGUUUUUUACCGAAGCUCUCGCACGAAAAACAAGACACGUUGCUUAAACUCCUAGUAUUGUCUAUCGCUGCGACCUUGUCCUUUUCAACGAGGUUAUUCUCAGUUCUGCGGUUUGAGAGUGUUAUUCACGAGUUUGAUCCUUACUUCAAUUACCGCACCACAAGGUUUCUGGUAGAGGAAGGGUUUUACGAUUUCCACAACUGGUUUGAUGAUAGAGCAUGGUAUCCCUUGGGUCGUAUCAUCGGUGGGACAAUAUAUCCUGGGUUGAUGGUCACAUCUGCCGUCAUCUACCAUUUCAUGAACUUCUUUCACAUCACAGUCAACAUCCGUAAUGUCUGUGUGUUCCUGGCACCAUUGUUCUCAUCCCUGACCACCCUCGUAACAUUCUACUUCACUAAGGAACUCAAGGAUGCUGGAGCUGGUCUUGUUGCUGCUUCUAUGAUUGCCAUUGUACCAGGAUACAUUUCCCGUUCUGUUGCUGGUUCAUAUGAUAAUGAAGGCAUUGCCAUCUUCUGCAUGUUGCUGACCUAUGCAUUGUGGGUCAAGUCAGUCAAGACCGGUUCUCUUUUCUGGGCUACAAUGUGUGCUCUUGCCUACUUCUACAUGGUAUCAUCAUGGGGUGGAUAUGUGUUUCUGAUCAACUUGAUCCCUCUUCAUGUCCUGGUCUUGAUGAUUACUGGAAGAUUCUCCCACAGGAUCUAUGUAGCAUACUCUGCUGUGUAUUGUCUUGGUACCAUUCUAUCCAUGCAAAUCUCAUUCGUAGGUUUUCAGCCUGUACAAUCCAGCGAGCACAUGGCAGCCUUUGGAGUAUUCGGUUUGUGCCAGAUCCAUUCCUUCGUUGACUACGUCCGUGCCCGCAUGUCACGUGACCACUUCCAGUUCCUCUUCAAAGUGGUAGUAGCUACAGCAGUGGUCGGAGUGUCCUUGGUUGGUGGUGUUCUCACAGCUACUGGCAAGAUCUCUCCAUGGACUGGCCGAUUCUACUCUCUCCUUGACCCAUCUUACGCCAAGAACAACAUUCCAAUCAUUGCAUCAGUUUCCGAGCAUCAGCCUACCACAUGGUCAUCAUUCUAUUUUGAUCUUCAGAUGCUGGUAUUCAUGUUCCCUGUGGGCUUGUACUACUGCUUCAGCAAGCUGACUGAUGCUAAUAUCUUUAUUAUCAUGUAUGGCAUCACUAGUAUCUACUUUGCUGGUGUCAUGGUUCGUCUAAUGUUGGUCCUUGCACCUGUUGCUUGCAUUUUGUCUGGCAUCAGUGUAUCCACCAUCCUGACUACCUACAUGAAGAAUCUAGAGACAUCGCAUCGUCGCCCACAGAAAGUCGCCAAGAAGAGUGACCCCACGUACCCCAUUAAGAACGAGGUUGCAUCUGUCAUGAUCGGCAUGAUGACAAUAUUCCUGAUCACUUACACCUUCCACUGCACCUGGGUGACAUCAGAAGCCUAUUCCUCCCCAUCUAUCGUAUUAUCGGCUAAACAACAUGAUGGCUCGAGAGUUAUCUUUGAUGACUUCCGUGAGGCUUACUACUGGUUGAGGCAGAACACACCUGAGAACUCUAAGGUAAUGUCGUGGUGGGAUUACGGGUAUCAGAUAACAGCCAUGGCUAACCGGACCAUCUUAGUGGACAACAAUACUUGGAACAAUACGCAUAUAUCAAGAGUUGGUCAGGCUAUGGCGUCUCCAGAAGACAAGGCGUACGAGAUCAUGAGAGAACUAGAUGUUGAUUAUGUUCUUGUCAUCUUUGGCGGUUUGACUGGCUAUGCAUCUGAUGACAUCAACAAGUUCUUGUGGAUGGUUCGUAUCGGUGGUAGCACCGAUAAAGGCAAGCACAUCAAAGAACAUGAUUACUACACGCCUACAGGGGAAUUCCGUGUAGACARGGAGGGCUCCCAGGUGCUCCUCAACUGCCUCAUGUACAAGAUGUGCUACUAUCGCUUUGGUUCUGUCUACACUGAACAGGGCAAGCCAACUGGAUACGAUCGUGUUCGAAAUGCUGAAAUUGGAAAUAAGGAAUUUGAGUUGGAUGUUCUUGAAGAGGCUUACACCACUGAACACUGGCUUGUCCGUAUCUACAAAGUCAAAGAUCUGGACAACCGGGGCUCUUAAAUUAGCCGCCCUAUUUUUAAUAUGCCAAGCAAGCAAAUCACCAAUGCUAAUUUAGAUUAGGCAGACAGCUUGCUUUAAAAGAAUUUUGUAACGAUUACAGAUACUGGAAUAAAAAAUUCUACUUGUUA
Messenger RNA from Actinia tenebrosa (Australian red waratah sea anemone), 2264 nucleotides. Its product is annotated as dolichyl-diphosphooligosaccharide--protein glycosyltransferase subunit STT3A. Gene Ontology annotation, biological process: post-translational protein modification. Gene Ontology annotation, cellular component: membrane. The record is from RefSeq and is a predicted model, not a curated record. Lineage: Eukaryota; Metazoa; Cnidaria; Anthozoa; Actiniaria; Actiniidae. Gene Ontology annotation, molecular function: dolichyl-diphosphooligosaccharide-protein glycotransferase activity.